ACCAACAAGAACUUAGCCGGGAUUUCGCAUUUAUUCGUUAAUCAAAUUCUAUGAACACUUCAUUUCAUUUUUAAGUCAUUAGCAAACAGGAUAAUCUAUACUUUUAGUUCAUGUGUUUAGGCCGGGUGUCACGUAUGUACAUUUCUGGCAAGCUUUCAUCUCGUUAGCAAGCUACUGAACUGUGUUAGCAGACUGAGACAGGCGUACACAGUAACUUUGGGCUUAACUGUCUUGCCACUGCGGCUGACUGGCCUUUUACAGAAUCCAGAAGAAAAUUCAUGCUUUGUGUAGUUCAUACGUACUUACUUUAAGGCAAGGGCUACCUUGCUUUGUAGAGGGGCGGCAUGAGUUAUGGUUACGGUGGCAGGAGAGGCCGAAGAGGAGGUGGAGGAGGUCGCAGGUAUGGCGAUGGGAAUGAUGAGGAGCGCUGGGAACGCGGUGCAGGUUCAGGUAACCGAGGUUAUCAGAGGAACUCGGGUUGGGAAUCAAGGGACGAGCAGGGACGUGGAGGAGGGGGUGGUGUCCGGGGUAAACACCCGCCUCACCUGAAGGGUAGAGAGAUUGGCCUGUGGUACUCCAAAUUUGGUGGCUUGAAGAGAUCUGAGAUGGAGAGAAAAUCAAGGGCCGUAGUCCAGAUGGAUCGGUCAAGGGAGCAGCACAUCACUGAACUGUUGAACUCGGUUCAGAGAGCACCGCCAGGGGCUGCCAUGGAUACGGAUGCUUCCACUUCACAGUCCUGGAGAUCCAAGCCUCAAGACAGCGCCCACAGCUACUUUGAUGGAGAUGAACCUCCACAGGAAAUGCCUAAAAUAAAAUCUGAGCGUAAAGAAGUCAAGAUCGAAGAAGUCAACAAGCAAGACAUUGAGAUGAUUGACAGCAAAGACCUGGAAUACCUGUUUCAGGACAUCAUUCGUAAACCAGAUCUCGACCAAGAGCUCAAGGAGGACUUGCAGACGAAAAGAACAAAUUCGAAGUUUUUGGACAUGUUGAAAUUCAGAGAAAAGCUUCCCUCCUAUGGAAUGAGAAAGGAGCUGGUUGAUCUGAUCCAGGCCAGCCAGGUGGUGGUGGUGAGCGGGGAGACGGGCUGUGGCAAGACCACUCAGGUCACGCAGUUCAUCCUGGACGACUACAUCGAGAGAGGCAUGGGAUCCCUCUGCAGGGUGGUGUGCACCCAGCCACGCCGCAUCAGCGCUAUCUCCGUCGCGGAGCGGGUGGCUGCAGAGCGGGCUGAGAGUGUGGGCAACGGCAAAUCAUGUGGCUACCAGAUCCGACUUCAAAGCCGGUUACCACGGCAACAAGGCUCUGUUUUGUAUUGUACCACGGGCAUUAUUCUUCAGUGGCUCCGCUCGGAUCCACACUUGUCCAGCAUCAGUCACCUGGUUCUGGACGAGAUCCACGAGAGGAACCUGCAGUCGGACGUCCUGCUGGUCAUCGUGAAGGACCUGCUGGCGGUCCGAGACGACCUGAAGGUGAUCCUGAUGAGUGCCACCCUCAACGCAGAGAAAUUCAGCAAGUACUUUGGUAACUGCCCGAUGAUUCACAUCCCUGGCUUCACGUACCCCGUGCAGGAGUACCUUCUGGAGGACGUGGUGGAGAUGCUCAGGUACCAGGGUAAGAACCAGGAGCGUCGUCCGCGGUGGAAGAGGGGCUUCAUGCAGGGCCAUGUGAACCGGCCGGAGAAGGAGCAGAAGGAGGCCGAGUACCGCGAGAGCUGGCCCUGCUUCGCACGCACCCUCAGCGACAAGUACUCAGACGGCACCAUCGACGCCUUGGCCCAGAUGGAUGAGGAGGACAAGAUCGACCUGGAUCUGAUCGCAACACUGAUCAGGCACAUUGUGUUGAACGAGGAUGACGGGGCCAUUCUGGUGUUCUUGCCCGGCUGGGACAACAUUAGUUCUCUUAAUGACCUCCUGAUGGCGCAGCAGAUGUUCAAGUCAGAUAAAUUUGUCAUCAUUCCUCUCCACUCGCUAAUGCCCACCGUCAGCCAAACACAGGUCUUCAACAGGCCGCCACCCGGAGUGAGGAAGAUCGUCAUCGCCACCAACAUCGCUGAAACCAGCAUUACCAUAGAUGAUGUGGUGUACGUAAUAGACGGGGGUAAGAUUAAGGAGACCCACUUUGACACAGAGAACAACAUCAGCACACUGACGGCGGAGUGGGUGAGCCUGGCCAACGCCAAGCAGAGGAAAGGCCGCGCCGGCAGGGUAUCCCCAGGGAAGUGCUACCACCUGUACAAUGGACUGAGGGCCAGCCUGCUGGACAGCUACCAGCUGCCUGAGAUACAGCGCACAUCACUGGAGGAGCUCUGCCUACAGAUCAAGAUCCUGAAGCUGGGUUCCAUCGCCUCCUUCCUGCAUAAGGCCCUGGACCCCCCCUCAGACAAGGCCAUCGAGCUGGCCAUCACACACCUCAUGGACCUGAAUGCUCUGGACAGGAAUGAGGAGUUGACUCCACUGGGUGUGCACUUGGCGCGUAUGCCGGUGGAGCCCCACAUUGGGAAGAUGAUCCUGUUUGGUGCCCUGCUGGGCUGCCUGGACCCCGUGCUCACCAUCGCCGCCAGCCUCAGCUUCAAGGACCCCUUCUUCAUCCCCAUGGGGAAGGAGAAGCUGGCAGACGCCAAGAGGAAAACCCUGUCCAAGAACACCAGAAGCGACCACCUCACCAUCAUCAACGCUUUCAGUGGUUGGGAGGAGGCCAAGCGACGGGGCUUCAGAUAUGAAAAGGACUUCUGCUGGGAGAACUUCCUGUCAGCCAACACACUCCAGAUGCUUCACAAUAUGAAGGGUCAGUUUGCUGAGCACCUGCUGGGGGCUGGCUUUGUGAGCAGUAAGGACCCCAGAGAUGCCAGGGCCAACAUCAACUCAGAGAACGAGAAGAUCAUCAAGGCGGUGAUUGUUGCCGGCUUGUACCCCAAAGUGGCUAAGAUCCGUAUAAACCACAAUAAGAAGAGGCAAAUGCCGCCAAAGGUGUACACCAAACAAGACGGCAAAGUGUGCAUCCACCCAAAGUCGGUCAACGCAGAGGAGAGAGAGUUCCAGUACACAUGGCUCAUCUACCACUUGAAGAUGAGGACGACCAGCAUCUUCCUGUACGACUGCACGGAGGUGUCCCCGUUCUCGCUGCUCUUCUUCGGUGGAGACAUCUCCAUCCAGAUGGACCACGACCAGGAGACCAUCGCCGUGGACGAGUGGAUCGUCUUCCAGUCCCCCGCACGCAUCGCCCACUUAGUCAAAAGCCUAAGGAAGGAGCUGGACUCCCUUCUGGAGGAGAAGAUCAAGACUCCAAAGCCGGUGGACUGGAACGACCGCAGUUCCAAAGACUGUGCUGUCAUCUCCGCCAUCAUAGACCUCCUCAGCACCCAGGAGGCCGACAGCAGACAGCAGAGUGACUACUCUAGCAACAGGAGUGACUAUGGCUACUCCAGCAGCAACAGGAGUGACCACUAUGGUGGUGGCAGGAGUGACUAUUCAGCCAAUAGGAGCAACUACUCCAGCAACAGGAGUGACUACUCCUCCAAUAGGAGUGACUACUCUAGAAGCAGCAGCAGCAACAAUAACAACACCACCACCGCUGCCCCUAGUGGUGACGACUGGUUUGACGGCUGAACCUGCAAACGGCACCUUGGCCAGAAGUGCCAGAACCAGGACUCUCAUCCAUCUAAUCAUGCCCUCAUGAGUUUGUGCUACACAGACACAUACACUGUGAUCAUUCACACCAUCUUCCAUUAUCAAACAAGACUUUAAGAAAUUCUAUAAUAUACAGUAAAUACCAGUCCAGAGUCUUACAUUAAUGGACAUUUUGCGUUGACCAUUGUUAAAAGAUUUCAUUAUCCAGAAUUAGUUUUUUUAAAUGAUCAUUAUUUAAGUUAUGUUAUUCUUUUGUUCUGUUCAGUUGUAUUGUUAUAAUAAAACAGAAGUUAAAGAUG
Messenger RNA from Engraulis encrasicolus (European anchovy), 3925 nucleotides. RefSeq names its product DEAH (Asp-Glu-Ala-His) box polypeptide 36 (gene dhx36). The coding region runs from base 345 to 3605 and encodes 1086 amino acids. Gene Ontology annotation, molecular function: DNA helicase activity; RNA helicase activity; ATP binding. The transcript is spliced from 25 exons. Lineage: Eukaryota; Metazoa; Chordata; Actinopteri; Clupeiformes; Engraulidae. Gene Ontology annotation, cellular component: intracellular anatomical structure; cytoplasm. The record is from RefSeq and is a predicted model, not a curated record.